AUUAUUAUUUUGAAGGAAUAAAUACAAAUGAGGGACAUCAACAAAUAAAUGGUAAUAUUUUAUGCAGUAGUGCAGCAUGUAAUAAGGAAAUUCCAUUGCCAUCAGUAGCAACACAAUUGAUAAUUGUAAUUCGUAAACAUAUAAGCCGAUAUUAUAAUGGAUGGAUGAUUUGUGACGAACAAACUUGUAAAUAUCGAACAAGAAUGAUUAGAGCAAAUAGAAGUUGUAUUAAUCAUGAAUGUGAUGGAACAAUGUCAGAAGAG
Messenger RNA from Entrophospora candida, 263 nucleotides. The record is from the annotation of a GenBank genome assembly. NCBI's taxonomy places the organism in Eukaryota, Fungi, Glomeromycota, Glomeromycetes, Entrophosporales, Entrophosporaceae.